CUCCUGAGGUUGUAGGCAUCGUGUGGUACAAGGGGGAAGGCGAGGACCAAAAUAAUGUAAUCUCAUUUUUUAUUAAGACAUCAAGUUUUCAUUUAAGUGGUCCUGAAAACAAUGGACGACAGAUAUUAAAGGAUGAUGGAUCUUUGCUAUUGAAGAAGGUCACCAUGGAGGAUGCAGGAACAUACACCGUAGUGGCCCACUUUCCAAAUUCAGAAAGAGAAAUAGGGUUUGGGCAACUUGAUGUAUAUGAGCAUCUGAGAGUGCCCGUGCUCAUAGCCAGCAGCUAUGGAGUCAUAGAGAAUGAAGAGGAUGUGGUCUUGACCUGCUACACAAAUGGACUCUCUGUCCAGUGGCUGUUCAAUGGCAUGAAUCUGCAGUUCACAAACAGAAUGAAGCUAUCUUGGAACAGCAGAAGACUCACCAUAGACCCAGUCAAGAGGGAAGAUGCUGGGGUUUACAAGUGUAAAAUAUCAAACCCCAUGAUGUGGGUUGAAAGUCGGCCCCUUGAACUGCAUGUGUUAUAUUAGUGACCCUCCUUCCUUCCUCUGUGUUAUUGAACUCUAAAUCAAGUUUCUUUGCAUUAUUAU
Molecule: messenger RNA, 587 nt
Organism: Phyllostomus discolor (pale spear-nosed bat)
Lineage: Eukaryota; Metazoa; Chordata; Mammalia; Chiroptera; Phyllostomidae
Product: carcinoembryonic antigen-related cell adhesion molecule 21-like
Exons: 2
Coding region: 165-527 (120 amino acids)
Source: RefSeq, a predicted model, not a curated record